CACAGCCAUCCUAGCCGUCAGUCGCCACGAUUGUUCGUAUCUUCUGCAUGUGUUGUCGACUCAAUUCCUGUCGUACGGCGGAGAUCCACUGUGGUUGGAAGACAUCCAGUACGCACCGGUCAGGAUACAGAAACUGCAGCUGCUAAAUUGUAUCACGGCACACCGCCCAUGGAGUAUUACACGCGAUCAUAUCAAGGACCUGGUGAGGGGUGCCGACAACUGGAGCAUGUCAGAGCUUGCGCAGAUCGGCGUCAUAUUCACGCACUACCACUCGCUGUGUGGCAUAGUGUACGGUCUAGGCCUAACCCCAGAGCUGGACUCUGUGGGGGGCUAUUUCCUGGAAUCCCGGGCCUCCAAUGGGGCUUCCAAUAGUAGCAACAACCAUACCCAGCCGCAUGCGAAUGGUAAUACACACCCACAUGCACAGGGAAGCGUACCAGGACAUGGCCAGUACGUCGACGACCUGUCUGUGAACUCGCAAGACUCGUUAGUCUGGGCCCCGCGAACCGCUGAGCUGCUCAAUGAAGGUGGUCGUGGGAGUGGAGAAGAUGAAGGAGAAGAUAUGGACUGUGUGGAGAGUGAAGAGGCGCAGAAUGAAGGGGAUGCGCGUAGAAUGGACGCGUUCACCAACUCAGAGACCUUGUACGACGAAAUCAAAAGCGAGGAUACGGACCGGCUGAGCAUGGACACGCGUGUGGGGGAUGGAUGGCCCUGUGCACACGAAGACUUUGACCAGAAGCAACACAGCCCACUGAGGAUUCAAGACUAUUCGUGGCAGGAUCAAGCAUUCUCAACACUCAACGGCUUUCUCGGGGGAGUGGCACAGUUGUUUGAUGAUGAGUUUAAAGUGGCCAUUGAAAUGACUGAUAACCAUUUGGGGCUGUCGCAGGUAGACACCACUCGCUUCCGCCGGGCCAUAUGGUUCUACAUCCACCGGACAUGUGGUAUACUGCAUGAUGACUACGAUUACUCGGAGGUCAACAAACUCGUCGAGCGCCCCCUCAAAUCAUUCAUCAAACGCAUCACCUGCUAUCCCAAGACCACCACCAUGAAGGACUUUCUGGGCUGUCGGGCAGGCCUGAGAGAUGCCGAGACAGUACACAUCAGCAUCCUCGCUACCGAGGCCAGGAAACAAGCCGAACUCCUGUUCUUCCUGCGCGCCUUGGCUGAGUAUAUGAACAGCUAGGCCGUGAGCGGCAAACGGUACGCCACACCCCACAGCUGCAUUCAGGCGCACGUGGUGCGCAUGUGCAUGUGCGUGUGUGUGUGCUGGGUGUGUGCUAUAGCGCGGUGAGGUGUGGACUAUCGGAGGGUAUGCCUCCUGGGACACACGCCGCAUGUGUAGUAUGCAUGCGCUGAGUGUCUGCCAUGGAAGCACGGGCGCAGCUAUGAGUGGGUGUGGGAGGUGCAUCGGCCAACUGGAGGGCAAAUAUGACCCUGUGUGGGGAGUUGAGGUGCAGUGUGCGAGUGCACAUCGCCUUGGCAGUGUUUUGAGCUGGAUACAAAUCUCGGACCAGGCUGGAACCGUCCCGGGGACUCGUUGCCAUGGCAAUGGCGAAGCCGCUCUACUCGAUACAUACGCAAUUUAUGGCGGCGGAUAUAGACAACCGAACGGCCGCACAAAAGUAUUCACAAAUAGGACACAACUAUCUGACCAAUACGUGUGAGUGGAUCAAACCAUCUCUCACUGUACUACACUCUCCAGAAAGGACUCCUCUUCUCAGUGCCACGUCUUCGGCGCACGGUGAGGUACCCUUGAACUGAACUGUCCUGUCCUGUCCGAAAGUGAAGGAUAUGGUACUAUGCGAUAUGAUAGUAUGCGAUAUGUGACUAGGUGACAUCCCUGGCGGGUCGCCAGCGUCACUGAGGACUCGCUGUGCCACACCGUCUCGAACUACGGCACGAGUUCUCGAUAGUAUCGAGCACAUACGCAUACAUACAUACAUACAUACAUACAUA
This is a messenger RNA of Sphaeroforma arctica JP610, 1959 nucleotides long. RefSeq lists its product as hypothetical. The record is from RefSeq and is a predicted model, not a curated record. Gene Ontology annotation, cellular component: nucleus. Gene Ontology annotation, molecular function: L-leucine binding; oxidoreductase activity, acting on peroxide as acceptor. NCBI's taxonomy places the organism in Eukaryota, Ichthyosporea, Ichthyophonida. The transcript has 5 exons. The coding region runs from base 227 to 1186 and encodes 319 amino acids. Gene Ontology annotation, biological process: positive regulation of macroautophagy; cellular response to leucine starvation; negative regulation of TORC1 signaling.